UGUAGGUAGCGACGGAAACAAGCUAGUGGCUAAAAGCAAUUAUCAGUUCAGACAUUUAAAGGAAAUACUUUUAACGUUAAAAUUGUAUUUUAUAGAGAUGGUUGUAAUAGUUUUGGUAUUUCAGACACACUCGGUCUUAACUAGAAAAAUAAAAUAAAACGACGUUAACGAGCUAACUUGUUAGCAUUACCUUCAGGAUGUCGAGAUGUUUACAACACGUUUCACAGCGGAGCAGCAGAGGGAACUAGCCAAGCAACUGGCCACCUUUCUGUCUCAGUACAGCCACCUCUCCGACUCCUACAUAAUUGAAUUUUUCACAGAAGAUCUGUGGCACACAUUACCCAGCAGCUGGCAGCCUGUGUUGCAGGACCUGUCAUAUCCACAGAUUGCAGACCUAUUGCUGGAUGCCACUCAUGAAGACAGGAGAUAUCCUUCAGUGUGGCCUCUGACUCUCUUGGCUUUCCGUGCCACAGCCCAUGCCCUGGCAUUUCCUAGGGAGAGCAGGAGUGAGGGAUGCAGAGUAGGUGGGUCAGUGAAGCCAAAGGAGUUCCUGGAAAAUCACAGUCAGAGCUCCCUCCUGGGUCACAUUUUCAGGAAGCAUGUUAAACCCAAGAAACAGCAUGAGAUUCGCAAGCUCGGCACACUGGUUAAGCAACUUUGUGAGCAGACUGAUUGCAACAGAGUGGUCGAUGUGGGCUCUGGGCAGGGUCACCUGACUCGUUUCCUGUCCUUUGGACUUGGACUUUCUGUGACUGCUAUUGAAGCUGAUCCAACCCUGGUUACUAUGGCAUCCAAGUUUGAUGGACAGUUGGUGUGGGCCUUGGAGAAGGAGAAGCAGAAAAAGAACUGCUCCUCUCACAUUCCAGCACAAAAUUUUCCUCGCCACAUCGCCGGUUGGGUAAACCCGAAGGCAUCGUGGGAGGCUUUCAUCGGACAGCUAAAAGCUGCAGAUCAUGUCAGUGAAGGUCCCCCAACUCCAUCUGGACCCAGCAAAAAGAAACUGCGAGGCUCUGUGCAACAAGGAGGCCUCCAUGUAGUUCAGACUUCUUAUGCUCGUUCUGAUUCUAACUCUCAAGAGUCUGAACUGUCAAAACAACAAAAGUCAAAAAAGAUGUCCGGAGUGGAAUUCAUUGACGAAAAAUGCUGCUCAUGCAUCCACUCUGACAGUCACGAGGGGGUAUACUCUGAAGAAGACAGCCUUCAAGGCUAUCCAAACUUUGUCCUGACUGGUCUCCAUGCCUGCGGUGACCUCAGUGCGACCCUCCUCCGCCAUUUUGUCAAAUGCCCGCAUGUGCGCGGCAUCACCUCAGUGGCAUGCUGUUACAUGAAAAUCACAACCAAAGAAAACCCCACCCCUCCAGGACUGGUCAUACCGCCUGCUCCACCAACACUGGAUCAAGAGUCAGUUCAGUCAGAGUUUGGCUACCCGAUGAGCUCCUGGGUGUCAGGGCUGUCGGGACAUCAGUUGUCCUAUAAGGCCCGAGAGGGGGCGUGUCAUGCUGUUGAGGACUAUGUGCGGCGACUCAGGGAAGAAAGCGAGUUGCUCAGGUCGCACUGUUACAGAGCGAUGCUUGAGACCUUCAUCAGAGACACAAGGCCAGAUCUGCGCAGGGCAGGAAUCCAGACCAUCAAGAAAUCCCACCUAUUACCUUUUAUAGAAUAUGCUCGUUUGGGUCUGGCUCGGGUCGGACUGCCUCCUGAGUUGCCCCUGGACCUGGGGCGAGUGGAGGCCAUGUUGAAGGAACAGGGCAGGGUGGUGGUGUACUUCAGCUUGUCCCUGCUGCUGGCCCCUGUGGUGGAGACAAUGGUGCUGCUGGAUAGGAUGAUCUACCUCCAAGAGAAUGGUGUGAACAGUCAGCUUGUUCCUCUCUUCAACCCAAACUUCUCUCCAAGAAACUUUGUGCUGGUGGCUCUGAAGCGUUUUGGACAAUGACAACAAAAGGAGAAUUCCCACUUAACCGCUCUUUGUUUUUAGGAAUUUUAAAUAUUAAAUAUUAAGAAAGGUUUUAAGCUUUUAAUCCAUCUGAACAUCAUGAUCCUGACACAUACAUGUACCACUGUUUAUCACUUAAAGCCUCUAUGACAGCUUAGAGACAUGCAUGUGUUAGGUAUCAAUUUUCUCUGUAUAGACAGACAUUGUGUUUGUGGUUUGUUUUUAUUUAUUUUAUUUCUUGCGCCAUUUUUAGUAAAGGAGAAAGGGAACAUCAUAUUUUACUGUGUGUAAACAAUAUAUCCAUCCAUCUUCUUGUGCUUAUCUAAUCCAGGGUCAUGGGGAGGGAUUAAGGAUAGAUGUGGGCAUCGUCAUCACCAAGAAAUGUUAAAUCCUAGAAAUUGUGCCAAUAAGCUGCUUUAGAGCAGGUUAUGUUCAGGAUAAAAGAUCAACAAGUUGCAAAAUCACAUCUUACCAUCUCAAAAAUAGAGUCACCAUUCUUGGAAGAUCACUUUGAUCUUGGUGACCAAAUAGUAACAUGACCUAAACAUUUUUACAACCAUAUAAAGCAGGGACACUAAACUGAUUUUACAUUGUGGGCAACAUACAGCCCACUUUGAUCUGAAUUAGGCCGAACCAAAGAAACUCUUCUUGCUUUAAGUAUAAAGAAGUUAAACAUAAUGCAUUUAAUCCCUGCAAAAAUUGUAAUAUUAAAAAAGAGCAAUUUCAGCAGUAUAUCUCAGUUUUUCUACAUGACAAAAGAAAUGCGCCUAUAAAUCAAAAACAAAUCUGUCACGUUUGUAAAGUGUUUAAAAUUACAGAAAAAGUUGUAAUAGCUCAAUGCUAAGAAAUGUUGGGUUUUUCUAUAGUAGACAGUGAAAAAAUAGAAAUUUUUCUCAUAUUUAUUAUUUAUUUAUUAUGUAAUUACUUUGGUGUAUUAGUAGGAAUGGGAGAGGGCUUUAUGAGUUAUGUUGUAAAGCUUGUGAAAAUACAGUAAAAACUUCAAAGUUUAUGUCCUCCUUAAUAUUUCCAGUGGGCUUGAUCAAGUCUUUACCAGGCCAAUUCUGGCCACUGAACGUCUAAGAAAUAUAGAUAUUUUUUGGAA
Messenger RNA from Maylandia zebra (zebra mbuna), 3035 nucleotides. It is a transcript of the gene mettl25b, whose product is annotated as methyltransferase like 25B. Gene Ontology annotation, molecular function: rRNA (adenine-N6,N6-)-dimethyltransferase activity. Gene Ontology annotation, biological process: rRNA modification. NCBI's taxonomy places the organism in Eukaryota, Metazoa, Chordata, Actinopteri, Cichliformes, Cichlidae. The record is from RefSeq and is a predicted model, not a curated record.